GGAGAGAAGGGGAAGGACUCCAACAACCGACUAUUUUUCAUUAUCAGUUUUUCCUUCUCUCUCUUUCCUCCUUUGCUCUUCCCUUCUUUCUAGAGGUUUUAUACACAUCCGAUAUUCUCAAAAUGCUCAGGCUUGCGGGGGGUAGGCCUUUUUUGGCGGCUUUGAAGAGUAUUCAGAGCUCGCAGGUGAAGAAUGGAAUUUCGCAGAAACGACAAUUGUCAAUUCAUGAAUACCUUGCCGCGAAUUUGCUGAAGUCGUAUGGCGUCGGAGUUCCUGGAGGAGCGUUCGCGAAGACUGCGGAGGAGGCGGAGGCUGUGGCGAAGGACAUUGGUGGAGAGGACAUGGUUAUUAAAGCACAGGUCCUCGCCGGUGGUCGUGGGAAAGGCACGUUCGAUAACGGACUCAAGGGCGGUGUGCGCGUGAUUUUCUCACCCGCCGAAGCCAAAUUUUUCGCCAGCCAAAUGAUCGGCCAGAAACUUAUCACCAAGCAGACCGGCCCAGGGGGGAAGCUCUGCACAGGAGUCUACAUCUGCGAGCGUAAGUUUGCGCGCCGAGAAUUCUACCUGGCGAUCCUGAUGGACCGGGCCACGCAGGGUCCCAUCAUCGUCUCGUCUUCCCAGGGCGGUAUGGAUAUCGAAGGUGUAGCUAAGGAGGACCCGGACGCUAUCGUUACCACCCCCAUCGACAUCCACAAGGGCGUCACGGACGAGGUUGCUACCAAGGUUGCUACCAGCCUGGGUUUCUCGGAGCAGUGCAUUCCCGAGGCUGUACAGACUAUCAAGAAUCUGUACAAGGUGUUUGUGGAGAAGGAUGCUACGCAGAUUGAGAUCAAUCCGCUCAGUGAGACAAAUGAUCAUAAGGUAUUGGCUAUGGAUGCUAAAAUGGGGUUCGACGACAAUGCGGACUUCCGGCAGGAGGAAAUUUUCUCGUGGAGGGAUAAGACCCAGGAGGACCCAGAUGAGGUCAAAGCUGCUGAGCAUGGCUUGAACUUCAUUAAGCUCGACGGUGAUAUAGGAUGUUUGGUUAAUGGUGCUGGUUUAGCUAUGGCUACCAUGGACAUUAUCAAGCUUAACGGCGGUCAGCCGGCCAACUUCUUGGACUGUGGUGGCGGAGCUACUGCACAGGCCAUUGAGCGGGCUUUCCAGCUUAUCACUAAUGACCCUAAGGUCACUGCCAUCUUUGUCAACAUCUUUGGUGGUAUCGUCCGCUGCGACGCUAUUGCCAAGGGAUUGAUUGCUACUGUCGAGAACAUGAACCUCAGAAUCCCUAUCGUCGCUAGACUUCAGGGAACCAACAUGCAAGAAGCGCAGAGGCUGAUCGACGGGUCAGGUCUCAAGAUCUUCUCUUUUGAGGAUCUGCAAGACGCUGCUGAGAAGGCAGUUCAGUUCUCAAAGGUUGUUAAGAUGGCUCGCGAUAUCGAUGUUGGCGUUGAAUUCACCCUUGGGAUUUAGGGGGAGCGUGGGAAGUUAUCGUACGUAGUAACGUUAGUCGCGCAUAAAAAAAAGAGAGACCUAUGAUAUCAUUAGAAAGGCGGGGGGAGGUUUGUUGCGAAAACGCGAGGCCCUAGAAGUGUAUAAUUUGUUCCUUUUACUAUCAUUUAUUUUUUCCCUCAGCAAAAGGAGGAUAUUCUCUGUUUUGCGUGAGUUGAGCUGAGUUGAGUUGUG
This is a messenger RNA of Tuber melanosporum (Perigord truffle), 1664 nucleotides long. RefSeq lists its product as uncharacterized. The record is from RefSeq and is a predicted model, not a curated record. Gene Ontology annotation, molecular function: ATP binding; succinate-CoA ligase (ADP-forming) activity. Lineage: Eukaryota; Fungi; Ascomycota; Pezizomycetes; Pezizales; Tuberaceae. The transcript has 7 exons. Gene Ontology annotation, cellular component: succinate-CoA ligase complex; mitochondrion. Gene Ontology annotation, biological process: succinyl-CoA metabolic process; tricarboxylic acid cycle. Bases 123 to 1451 code for a protein of 442 amino acids.